AUGUCGUUUUUUCUUGGUGAUGCAGCGCAGUAUACCAACCAAGAAGUCAGUCCCGAGAAGAUAAAAAUGGCAGAGAUUCAAUUCUACGCCGUCAGCACAACCUUCAACAGUGUCCUACAAACAUGUCGAAGUAAAUGUAUCAUGCCCGAGUACGGUGAAGGUGAGCUUCAUACUGGGGAAGCAUCUUGCCUAGACCGCUGUGUGGCCAAAUAUGUUAAAACCAACGUUCAGGUCGGGUCUGCCGUUCAAGCGAACUUGCGACCUGAAACGAUGCCCGAGUAUAAGGUCUUGGAGGCUAGAUUGCACCAGUAA
Candidozyma pseudohaemuli is the source of this 312-nucleotide messenger RNA. It is a transcript of the gene TIM12, whose product is annotated as Tim12p. The record is from RefSeq and is a predicted model, not a curated record. The transcript has a single exon. Gene Ontology annotation, biological process: protein insertion into mitochondrial inner membrane. NCBI's taxonomy places the organism in Eukaryota, Fungi, Ascomycota, Pichiomycetes, Serinales, Metschnikowiaceae. Gene Ontology annotation, cellular component: mitochondrial inner membrane. Bases 1 to 312 code for a protein of 103 amino acids.